This is a messenger RNA of Sciurus carolinensis (gray squirrel), 1283 nucleotides long. It is a transcript of the gene Sgf29, whose product is annotated as SAGA complex associated factor 29. The record is from RefSeq and is a predicted model, not a curated record. The transcript has 11 exons. Gene Ontology annotation, cellular component: SAGA complex. The coding region runs from base 316 to 1197 and encodes 293 amino acids. Lineage: Eukaryota; Metazoa; Chordata; Mammalia; Rodentia; Sciuridae.
GCGCACAAAGGUCCUCGGCGCUCGCCCAAGCUCAUAAAAGGAAAAAAAAGAGCGUGUGUGGUUCUCGACGUGCCGCGAAUCUUCGAACGCAGGUGCGUUACCAUCCGCAGACUCUGAAAAGCGUUCGCCACACGCGCCUGCUACCGCCGUCGCAAUUUUCAGCGCGACGCGUUUGUUCCGCUCGAGAUUCGGACACCAGUCACACUGGAUUAAGUGCCUACCCUACUCAAGUAUGACCUCCUCUUAGCAUCUUGAUGACGUCUGCAAUGACCCUUUUUCCAAAUAAGGUGGCAUUCACAGGCACCCUCACAUACCAUGGCCCUCGUGUCUGCCGAUUCCCGCAUUGCGGAACUUCUCACAGAGCUCCAUCAACUGAUCAAGCAAACCCAGGAAGAGCGUUCAAGGAGUGAACACAACCUAGUGAAUAUCCAGAAGACCCAUGAGCGGAUGCAGACAGAGAACAAGAUUUCUCCUUAUUACCGGACAAAGCUGCGAGGCCUCUACACCACCGCCAAGGCCGAUGCAGAGGCUGAGUGCAACAUCCUCCGCAAAGCCCUGGAUAAGAUUGCUGAGAUCAAGUCGCUGUUGGAAGAGAGGCGAAUUGCGGCCAAGAUCGCGGGUCUGUACAAUGAUUCGGAGCCGCCUCGGAAGACCAUGCGCAGAGGGGUGCUGAUGACCUUGCUGCAGCAGUCGGCUAUGACCCUGCCCCUGUGGAUUGGGAAGCCUGGUGACAAGCCCCCACCCCUCUGUGGAGCCAUUCCAGCCUCAGGGGACUAUGUGGCCAAGCCUGGAGACAAGGUGGCUGCACGGGUCAAGGCUGUGGAUGGGGAUGAACAGUGGAUCCUGGCAGAGGUGGUCAGUUACAGCCAUGCCACCAACAAGUAUGAGGUAGAUGACAUUGAUGAAGAAGGCAAAGAGAGACACACCCUGAGCCGCCGGCGCAUCAUCCCACUGCCUCAGUGGAAAGCCAACCCUGAGACUGACCCCGAGGCCUUAUUCCAGAAGGAGCAGCUGGUGUUGGCCCUGUAUCCCCAGACCACCUGCUUCUAUCGUGCCCUGAUCCACACGCCCCCACAGCGGCCUCAAGAUGACUACUCAGUUCUCUUUGAAGACACCUCCUAUGCAGAUGGCUACUCCCCUCCCCUCAAUGUGGCCCAGAGGUACGUGGUGGCUUGUAAGGAGCCCAAGAAAAAGUGAAGCUGACGGGCAGACUGGAGGUCUGCUGCUGCCAUCCUCACGGGAGAAGGCAAGAGAGGAUUUUCCGGGAUCAAAUAAAUAUUCUU